Girardinichthys multiradiatus is the source of this 1514-nucleotide messenger RNA. Its product is annotated as elongin-B. Gene Ontology annotation, biological process: transcription elongation by RNA polymerase II. Gene Ontology annotation, cellular component: VCB complex; elongin complex. The record is from RefSeq and is a predicted model, not a curated record. Gene Ontology annotation, molecular function: protein binding. Lineage: Eukaryota; Metazoa; Chordata; Actinopteri; Cyprinodontiformes; Goodeidae. Bases 146 to 505 code for a protein of 119 amino acids. The transcript is spliced from 4 exons.
CCUAUAUUUUUACCUUCAAUAACACUGCCGUCUGCUGGUAGACUGUGGUACUACACCCGAAGCUGCGCCCGCCUGUGACGUCACGGUUGUCGUGCAGUGGAGUUUUUUUUUUUUUUUUUUUUUAGUGUGCAGGCAACCGCAAGAAAUGGAUGUGUUUUUAAUGAUCCGACGCCACAAGACAACCAUCUUUACGGAUGCCAAAGAGUCCACCACAGUCUAUGAACUAAAGCGCAUUGUCGAAGGCAUUUUAAAGAGGCCACCUGAGGAUCAAAGGCUUUACAAGGACGAUGUGCUGCUUAACGACAGUCAGACUCUUGGAAAUUGUGGCUUCACAAAUCAAACAGCCCGACCUCAGGCUCCAGCCACAGUGGGAUUAGCUUUUCGUCUCAGCGAUGAUUCAUUUGAGCCGCUGAGGAUCGAGUCCUUCUCCACUCCCCCAGAACUUCCUGACGUGAUGAAGCCUCAGGAUUCUGGAAGCACAGCCAACGAGCAGGCAGUACAGUGAAGGACGGAGCCAUAAAACAAGAAGUCCACAGAAAGGGGUUCGAAGGGAGGGCGUAGGGGGACAGGGUGGGGAAGUGAUGCCUCGGUGAAUGACAUUUUCCUAUGCUGACAACAAUUUUCAAGCGAGGCAUAAAUAAUUAGAUUUCCCUUAAAUUUGAGGGGACUUUAAAGUAGUUUAUUUGUCUUGAAGUUAAUGAGGGCAUGUUAAAUAAAACAUAUAUUUUUCACAAGAUACCCUGCAGAGAAACCUGAUGGACAUGUCACAACACUGUCAGCCAUCCAUGGGAUUAGUGACGGCUGAAACCAAGAAACGGACCUCUUAUUUAAUGAAUUCUAGUCUUUAUUUGGACUAAGGUUAGGUCUGCCUUGCUUGUGGUCUUUGUUUUGCUGGCUUUUUUUUUUUUUUUUUGGCUUUUUGUGUUUGUGUGUUUCUUUAUUUACUAUAAGUAGGAUCGAUAUUUUGUUUUUGUCUUUUGCCUGGAUAUGUGUUGCAUUCAUAAAUGGGAGUGUAUGAAUUUCUAAGUUACCGUUUGUAUUUCAAAAACUUCUGAACAAUACUCUAAAAUAAAAAGAGAUCCACUGGUUUUUAUUACUCUGACCGAUCAGUAGUUAAUAUUUUCAUCAGCAGAUACUGAAACUGAACCCAUGUGUUGAUGGAGGACUGAAGAACAUUUCUGUCUCACAUCGGACUGUAGUCCAUGAAAUUUUGGAGAUUGUGGUUUUUAACAUUUUAAUGAUGCAUUAAAUCACUCAUUGCUGCAGUUUCUGUUAGUUCCCCCUAAGUUUAGAGCCAACAUGUUUGUUUAAAUGGACGUGAAACUCCUGGUCAAAGAAAAUUGAAAUCAUAGUGGUUUUUUUUUACCUAAAGGAAAGAGUAAUCUGACCUCUGAGAUGUGGAAUGAAAGUUUAACGCUUUGUUUAAGCAUGUUUGCAAAUUCAGGGUGUUAAACAGGUGGACAUAACUAGAGUUACACUUGUAACUGAUGUAACAUUAAAACAAUUGUUUUUCA